Messenger RNA from Vicia villosa (hairy vetch), 833 nucleotides. Its product is annotated as HVA22-like protein e. The record is from RefSeq and is a predicted model, not a curated record. Bases 178 to 648 code for a protein of 156 amino acids. The transcript is spliced from 4 exons. Lineage: Eukaryota; Viridiplantae; Streptophyta; Magnoliopsida; Fabales; Fabaceae.
CAACAGUCAAAUAUACCAAAAAAAAAUUAAAUUUAUUUAUAAUAGUGUUGAGAGGGUGAAAGCCAAAGCCAAUACAUUGGUAGUUGAGUCCAACCGCCCCAACCGCUUGCUUUGUUUUCUUCAUCUUAUAUUAAAUCACCACCCUUCUUAUUUUAAUCAACUCAAACAAACUACAAUAUGACCAAGUUGUGGACUUUGAUCACCCAGCUUCAUUCCCUUGCUGGGCCGGUUUUGACGUUAUUGUAUCCUUUGUAUGCAUCGGUGGUAGCAAUAGAGAGUCCAUCAAAAGUAGAUGAUGAACAGUGGCUAGCUUAUUGGAUAAUCUAUUCCUUUCUUACCCUUGGAGAGAUGCUUCUUCAACCUGCUUUAGAGUGGAUACCGAUAUGGUAUGAUGUGAAGCUAUUGGUGGCGGCGUGGUUGGUUUUGCCGCAGUUUAAAGGAGCUGCUUACUUGUAUGAGAGGUUUGUGAGAGAUCAUAUACGGAAAUAUGUGACGGAGAAGGAGCACCACCGGGUCCAACACCGUCCUGAGAAUCCGAAUCCGAAGCUGGUGCAACAAGUUAACAAAAAAUCACCGACUGGAGCUAAAAGCAAGAAGAAGUUUGUUGAUUUUAUUAUUCCUAAGAAAGGUGAUCAGGAGGCUUAUUGAAUAGAGAUGGGUGGUCGGAUUUUCACCUGCUUCACUUUUGAAGCAUGGAGUAAUAUCAUGGUAUUUGGAGACUGUAUAAAUAUAUAUAUAUACCACUAGCUUGUAGUAACUCUUAAUGUAAUUGUGAGAACGUAUUAAUAUACGUAGGAGUAAUAUUAGUGGUAUUAAAUAACAUGUAUGUAUUU